This is a messenger RNA of Hevea brasiliensis (rubber tree), 1419 nucleotides long. RefSeq names its product zinc finger BED domain-containing protein RICESLEEPER 1-like. Lineage: Eukaryota; Viridiplantae; Streptophyta; Magnoliopsida; Malpighiales; Euphorbiaceae. Bases 1 to 1419 code for a protein of 472 amino acids. The record is from RefSeq and is a predicted model, not a curated record. Gene Ontology annotation, molecular function: DNA binding. The transcript has 2 exons.
AUGAGUUAUUAUGCUAGUAGUGACGCUGCAUCUACUACUCAACCAUCUGAUAGUUGUAAAGGUACUCCAUCUAUUUCUCAGCCAACUAAAAGUGUACCUAUCCCAUCAUCUAAUAAUACAAGUCCUGAUAAUCCAGUAACACCAAACAAUCCCACCCAAACCCAAUUGACUGUUGGAAAUAAAAAUCCCACCCAUAGCCUUCCUCCAACUAGCCAAUUAGGAAAGAAAAGGAAGUUGACGUCCUCUGUUUGGGAUCAUUUUGAUAGGAUUAAUCGCAAUGGGGAUGAUUUCGCAAUUUUUCAUCAUUGCAAGUCAAGCCUUAAGGCUAAUAGCAAAAAUGGCACCAAGUCUUUGCAUAAUCAUAUAGAAAAAUUUGUUUAUGCACCAACACCUCAUACCGAGGAAGAGCUUGUAAGACAUUUGAUGGACUCUUUUACCAAAUGGAAUAUAGAGACAAAGAUUUCUACAAUCACAGUGGAUAACUGCUCUACAAAUGAUGGUCUGAUUUUUAUAGUUCUUGAAAAAUUGUAUGGUGAUCUUUUAUGUGAUGGGACUAUAUUACAUAUGAGGUGUUGUGCGCAUAUUUUAAAUCUUAUUGUGAAGGAUGGGUUGUCCACUAUUAAGCAUUCACUUGCAAGAAUUAGGGAUAGUGUAGCAUUUUGGUCAGCCACUCCUCAGAAAGUUGAAAAUUUUGAAGAAGUGGCAAAGCAAUUAAAGCUUUCAUAUGGGAAAAAGUCAAGUUUAGAUUGUAAAACUCGUUGGAACUCAACAUAUUUGAUGCUUCAAACAGCAAUUCAAUACAAGGAUGUCUUUCCUAGAUUGAGGAUUAGGGAAAAGCAUUAUACUAAUGUACCUACUGAGCUUGAUUGGGAACUUGCAAACAAGUUUGCAGAAAUAUUACAGCAUUUUUAUGCCAUCACUCAAUUGUUUUAUGGGAGAAAAUAUCCAACAACUAAUUGUUUCUUCAUUCAAAUUUGUGAAUUGAGAAUUAACAUGGUAGAAUGGAUGAAUUCUGAUGAUGAGAUUAUAAAUGCUAUUUCUAGUAAAAUGUUUGAGAAGUUUGAGAAAUAUUGGAGUGUGGUUCAUAUUGUUUUAACUGUUGCAGUGAUAUUGGAUCCUCGGUAUAAGAUGAAAUUGGUGGAGUUUUAUUUUCCCAUGAUUUAUGGUGAGAAUGCAUGGAGUGAGAUUGAGCAAGUCAAGACAACUUGUUAUAAUUUGCUCACUGAUUAUCAAUCUCAAAUUAAGUCAAAAUCUCAUGGAACUUCAAUUUUGCCUACUCAAGUGAUAGAAACUCAAGCUUCUAUGACUCUAAAUAUGAGUAAUCUAGUUGCCUUUCUUAGCUCUUCCUCUACCAAUAUUCAUGUGAAAUUUGAAUUAGAUCAUUAUCUUGAUGAGCCUAUUUUGCCUUGGAUACAAUAA